Messenger RNA from Triplophysa rosa, 1646 nucleotides. RefSeq names its product RAB20, member RAS oncogene family (gene rab20). Lineage: Eukaryota; Metazoa; Chordata; Actinopteri; Cypriniformes; Nemacheilidae. Gene Ontology annotation, cellular component: endomembrane system. Gene Ontology annotation, biological process: intracellular protein transport. The coding region runs from base 238 to 969 and encodes 243 amino acids. The transcript is spliced from 2 exons. The record is from RefSeq and is a predicted model, not a curated record. Gene Ontology annotation, molecular function: GTPase activity; GTP binding.
CUUGCGUGUUGAAGAACUGGUGUGGUUGUUAACUUUAUAGAAAGGAAACAGAACAUGACAAUCGUGUAGUAUCGAAUAUACGCGAAUGUGCUUUGUUUUGCAAUGUCGUGUAUGGAGGAUGUUAAACCGGAGGAUGUUAAAUCAUGCACUUUAAUACACAGACGCCCGUCAGCUGCGUUGUUUAUGUUGUGCUUUUAAAUCUCGUUGACUUUGCAUGAGUGGCAUGUGUUUGGAGUCAUGCCUCAAGCCACAAGGACCAAGAAACCCGACGUGAAAGUCGUCAUUCUGGGGGACAUGAACGUGGGAAAGACUUCUCUCCUCCACAGAUACACUGAAAGGAAGUUUAAGGACACAAUAAGCACCGUCGGAGGGGCGUUCUUCUUGAAACAGUGGGGACCCUACAACAUAUCCAUAUGGGACACCGCAGGUCGGGAGCAGUUUCACGGCCUCGGCUCGAUGUACUGCCGUGGAGCGGCUGCAGUCAUACUCACAUAUGAUGUUACAAACUGGCAGAGCCUGGCUGAGCUGGAAAACCGCUUCCUGUCCCUGACCGACACUGCCAACGCUGACUGCAUUUUUGCCAUUGUGGGUAACAAGGCGGAUCUGACCGACACUCACGUUCAAGGGCCAGACACAGACGGCGAGCAAGGGGAUGAGCCUCAACCCGUCGUCACGUGUCCGACUUCUCCCGCAGUUCUGCACAAACAGGUGAGCAGGGAAGAUGCCAUUGCCCUGUACAGCCACGUGCUGCGCUAUAAAGGUCUGGAGGAGAAGGCCUGCCUGCCCGCUGACAAGAUGUGCUUUGAGACGAGUGCUAAAACAGGUUACAACGUGGACGCUUUGUUCGAAACUCUCUUUGAUCUUGUACUACCCUCCAUUCUGAAGAAAAGGAGCGAGGGGGAGAGCUCCACAGUGGACCUGGAGUCACCCAUGGCGGUCAAAACGAAUAAAGCAGGAUGUUGUGCCUAGUGCAGAGGAUUAUGGGAUUGUUGGUUUUGUCAGUCAUUGCCAAAGGAGAAAUGAAUCAAAGAUAAUCAUAUUGACAUAAGAAUACUUUUAGCUACUACUUUGAAAAAAUAUUUCAGCACAGUAUUAAAAUAUUUUUUUUCUGUGAAUAAAAUGUUGAAAGCACUUGGUGAUGUUUGUCCAAUUUUAAUUUUAGUAAGUUUUAUUAUGAUUUUAUCAUUUUUUUCUUUAAUUCAUUUGGAAUGGUCAUGAUUUUGUUUAGCUUUUAUAUUGAAAUUAUAUAUGGGUCACAUUAUAGUUUUGAAAUUAAGGAUUUGUUUCAUUUUUUUCAAAAUGUUUUAAAAAAAAGGAAUAAAUGAGUAAGUCUGCAUUUGUAUGAAAGAUCAUGUAAUGAAGUUUGUAUAUGAUGGAAACGGUGUACUUAGUCAAGGUAGACUGCAAUUUUAAUACGACCCUUGUAGGCACAUUUUCAUUCAUGGCAUCAACCUUAAGGUCUAUUCGGUCAUUGGCCAGUAUGCUGUUUUCUCAAGUUUCCAAAAAAACCCUGUUUUGUGUGGAAAGUCAUCUUUGUGUUGUAUUGACAUUGUGAAGGAUGGGAUAUGUUGUUCAAAAGUACUGCCUGCAUAAUAACAUUUCCAAAUGCAUGUUUUUGGCAGGGUCAGAGUUCUGUUUUACAGAAA